CAGAGGUUGCAAUGAAGAAAACCGUCAGCGAUCUCCUUUUUCGUGCUGGUAGCUCUUUUGCCCGGUGGAAAGCCAAUGUGGUGGACACCGAAACGCAAGAAAUCGAGAACCGGCGCUCUACAAUUAAGAGCCGCUGGAGCAGGUUGAUCGCAAUGGCGCAAGGCAAUAGUUGGCAAGUCGCGGCGCGUCGAAAGCGCAACAGGGGAGCAUCACUGCCGACUCCGCUGACUAGCAUUCUUGCCGCUUUCAUCGGCGAUCAAAUAGACGGCGCCAAUAGACAGGAUUGCGGCUGGGUGGAAGCUCUGCAGGCGUCUGACCGUCAGCGGGAAGAGAACAGAGAGGGCGCUCUUCGUUACAAUGUAAACCAUAUCAUGGCGACGGCUGGUCAGGGCGUCAGGACUGUGGAGAUGAUUAGGGAGCUCAUGAGCGUGGCGCCGUGCAUAAGAACAGGCGAAUACGUGGGGGUCAACAUUGUUGCCGAUAGGCUCUACCAUCGUCACGGCUUUUAAUUUUCUACCGCAAAAGGGGAGCGACUGCAGCCGGCAGAGCUUCAUGACAAUCCUGGAGAGGCGCCUAGCUUCUUCGGAAAUUUCCACCAGG
Amoebophrya sp. A25 is the source of this 600-nucleotide messenger RNA. Lineage: Eukaryota; Dinophyceae; Syndiniales; Amoebophryaceae. The record is from the annotation of a GenBank genome assembly.